ACCGAUUCUGAUGCUCUAAGAAAUAAUGGGUGAUGCGUUCAAUAAUAAGUCCUACCUUUUACCGAUUCCAUUGCUUGUCCAAAUUACAUUUACAAAACUAAUCCAACAUCAUCUUCUGCUUCACUCCAUUAUCCAGCUACCUACGGUUGAAAAAUCAUUUCUAAAUAUGCAUUCUAUGACUAUAUAUAGUUGAACCACAAGCAUAUUUGAGCAGACAUUACUCUACUCUUGCCUUUUAAAUGAAUAGAGGAUCCCAUUCCCACCUUGUUUAACCUGUACCCAAUAAUGGAUUGUUUUGCUUGCCCAUAUGAUGAUUUUGACAUGCACUCUUUCUCCACUCUCCCAGAUAGCGAUUCUUCUUAUCAGUGUUUCAACUAUGAAACAACACCAAAUUUUGUCCCUGCUGAGGUUUCUAAUUACUCUGUUGCCUCAGCAAAACCAACCAGUGACAUGAUCAUGCCUUCUUCCUCUCCAAUACCAUCCCAACUUAUUUCAUUCAACCACUUCAACAACCCUGCUUUGGUUUCUCAAGGUGCAUCUGAGGACAGUAUUUUCUCAAAUUAUGGUAAUCCCCCGAACCAAUUCGCUGCGAGGACCCCAACUCAAACUCAAGAACACAUAAUAGCCGAAAGAAAAAGAAGGGAAAAGCUCAGCCAGAAUUUCAUUGCUCUUUCUGCAAUUCUUCCUGGCCUUGCGAGGAUGGACAGAGGUUCUAUUUUGGGAGUUGCUAUCAUGUAUGUGAAACAAUUACAGGAGCAAGUGCAGACUCUGGAGGAGCAAGCAGCCAAGGAAGGAGUUGGAUCCGCACUUCUAGUAAAGAGAUCUGUUCUCUUCAUCAGUGAUGAUAGCCUAACAAAAUCUGAUAAAAUCUUUGACAACCACUGUUAUAAGUCACUCCCUGAAAUCAGAGUAAGAGUUUCUGGCAACGAUGUACUCAUCAAGAUUCAUUGUCACAAACAAAGUGGAUAUGAGACCAUAAUACUUGGAGAAAUAGAAAAGCAUGAUCAUCUCACUGUCCACAGUUUCAGCUUUUUGCCCUUUGGGAAUACCAUUAUUGAUGCAACUAUUAUUGCUAAGAUGAACAAGGAAAACUGCAAGACAUCAAAGGACAUCGUAAGAAGCCUGCAGCAGGCUUUGAAGCAGAUCAUUUGAUGGCGGAUAAUCGGUUCAAGGAAUCAAUGUCAGUGAUGUAUUGAUCAAUGAUCGCUGUAGUAGUGUAGUGUGUGGGAUUUCGACACAUAUGUUGCCGUUGUUCGAUCUAUUCUGUUCUUGUAUUUUUCCCUAGUUGACUAGUCUAUAUAAUCUUCAUUACUAUGUUUAAAUAGAAGUGAGUUUUGUUGGCUAA
Messenger RNA from Lotus japonicus, 1345 nucleotides. RefSeq names its product transcription factor bHLH25-like. The transcript is spliced from 3 exons. Bases 286 to 1152 code for a protein of 288 amino acids. Lineage: Eukaryota; Viridiplantae; Streptophyta; Magnoliopsida; Fabales; Fabaceae. The record is from RefSeq and is a predicted model, not a curated record. Gene Ontology annotation, molecular function: protein dimerization activity.